ACUUAUGUCGGUAUCACCAACAAAGUGUAGUUUUUUGUGAAUUUAAUAUACUUUUAUAAAAAUGUGAUUGUGUUAAAAACAUUAACGACAAGUAAUUCAAUAUCCACAUCUUUAUAUACAAUAUAAGCCGAACGGAUAGUAGAAAAUCAUGUUGGAACUACCUCGUAUAACGAGAGCUCUCAGAGCACACACCCAGCUGGAUAAACCGCGCUGCUUGAAACCUCCAGAUAUACAGAAUUUCAAUCAGACAGUCCAUGAAAAAAGUCAUCAAAAGUAUAAAAGUUAUGCAGAUAUCUACAACUAUGUGAAAGAAAAUGAGCCAGACUCUGUUCUAAAAUAUCUAGAUGAAUUAAAGGAAUCUUGCAAACUUCUAACUGGAGAACAGCCUGAUGAGAUAAUAGAAGAUGCUGCAGUUCUCACACUUAGGAUGUUUUUAGACCGUGAUAUUGUUAUGUUAAAACAUCUAUCACAAUUAAGACAAAUGUUUGGAACAGUUAUGUCAACUACGGCUAACAAAAUUUGUCAGAUUGUUAUAAACAUAUCAAGUAAUAUAAAGGAAAGUACUAAAGAAUACAUUAGAAAAGAAAUAAAUGAAUCUGAUAAAGAGAAUAUAAAAAUGUGGGGUGAUCAUAUACAAUGUAAAUAUAUACCAUAUAAGCCUGCUAAGAAACCACUACCUAAGCUUACGAAGAAACCAGCAGUUUCCAGUUCAUUUGUCACUGAUUUUUCAAUGAAAUAUACUAAAGAUAGAGUUAAACCAGAAAGCAGGAGUGUUGAAAAACCUUUGUCAGUGUCUAAAUUUGGAAAAAGCUGGCUGGAGACAAAAGUUCAAGGUCUAUAUGAUAAUGAUGGAGGAAUGUCAAGUGCUGAUAUACUUCAGUCUAUUAUCACAUUACUGAACUCUCCGAGAAGCAAUGAUGAUAUGCAGAAUGAUCUCUUUGAGUUACUCGGAUUUGAUAAAUUUGAAUUCAUUCAAGAGAUAUUGGAACAUAGACAGGAAAUUAUUGACAGUCUGAAAGCACCUCCAGUGCAGCCGACGAUAUCUGAAAUUGCAGCCAUGCUGCCAGAAAACAAAAUGCCACAAUAUUUAUGCCAAGUUUCCGUGUUGUCUGAACAAGAGAAAAUGUUAGCAAAGCUUGUGAGGAAAGAAGAGAAGAAAGCUAAGAAUGUUAAGAAAGUAGAAGACGAGGAAGAAGAACAUGAGCUUAAUAUUGCUCAAUUGAGAGCUAAAAGAAUAGCUGAACUAUCGAAACCUGUCGUACCAUUUUCUACAUCAAAAAGCAAAAUAGAUCCAAUAUUGCAGAAAAUAUCAUAUUUUCAGACUAAAGUUCAAUAUCCAAAUGUUUACGAUUCAUCAAUUGAUGCGAAGAAUUCAGCUGGUUUUGUAUCGGGCAUGAAAUUAAUGUUACCUGAGAAUGCUAUAAGGAAAGAUAUCAAGGAGUAUGAAGAAGUGAUUAUACCUAAAAAUGAACCAGCACCUUUGCAGAUUGGAAACAAGCGUGUACCUGUAUCUGAACUAGACGAGAUUGGACAAAUGGCUUUUGAGAAUAUAAAAGAGUUGAAUCGUAUCCAGUCCGUAGUGUUCCAGACAGCUUACAAUACAAAUGAAAACCUGCUGAUCUGUGCGCCCACAGGCGCCGGCAAGACUAACAUCGCUCUCCUCACUGUCGUACAUCAGAUCAAACAGCAUAUAGAGAAUGAUGUUAUUAUGAAGAAUAAGUUUAAAAUAAUCUACAUAGCACCAAUGAAAGCGUUGGCUUCAGAAAUGACGGCAAGUUUCGGCAAACGUCUGCGCGGUCUCGGCAUCGCGGUCAAAGAACUCACCGGAGAUAUGAAGUUAACUAAGACUGAAGUUCAACAAACUCAGAUGAUUGUUACUACGCCUGAAAAGUGGGAUGUCGUUACAAGGAAAGGAGCAACUGACACAGAAUUGGCAUCUAUAGUAAAAUUACUAAUAAUAGACGAGGUCCAUUUAUUACAUGGUGACAGAGGGCCGAUUGUGGAAGCGAUAGUCGCUCGUACUCUGCGCCAAGUUGAGUCCACACAGAAUAUGAUCAGAAUUGUCGGUCUGUCUGCUACAUUGCCUAAUUAUGUGGAUGUUGCCAGAUUUUUACGCGUCAAUCCGAACAUUGGACUAUUUUUCUUCGAUUCACGAUUCCGUCCUGUACCAUUGGAGCAGCAGUUUAUUGGUGUUAAGGAGGUCGGAGGCGGAGGAGGAUCACAUCUUAGACAGAUGCAAACAAUGAAUGAAAUAUGUUACGACAAAGCAGUAGAUAUGGUACAAAAAGGUCAUCAAGUGAUGGUGUUUGUUCACGCGCGUAAUGCAACACAUCAAACUGCUAUGAUAUUAAAAGAAAUCGCACAGAAAAAAGGUCAUUUAAAACACUUUGAGCCGGAAGAUACAGGGGGAUUUUUGAAAGCUAAAAAAUCUAUAAGUAGCAGUCCUAAUAAACAAUUAGGUGAAUUAUUCGCAGCUGGAUUUGCUUGUCAUCAUGCUGGUAUGCUGAGGAGUGACAGGAACAUGGUUGAGAAGUAUUUCGCAGAGGGCUAUAUAAAGGUCUUGGUAUGCACCUCUACACUCGCCUGGGGUGUCAACUUGCCCGCACACGCUGUUAUCAUAAGGGGUACAGAAAUCUACGAUCAGAAUCACGGUACAUUCAUGGAUUUGAGUAUAUUAGAUGUGCUGCAAAUCUUCGGUCGCGCAGGAAGGCCGCAGUUCGACAAGUCCGGUACCGGCAUCAUCAUCACAACGCACGACAAACUGACGCAUUACUUGAAAUCUAUGACCAAUCAGUUCCCGAUAGAAAGUAAUUUUAUCAAUCUGUUGGCUGAUAAUUUGAACGCAGAGGUCGCUCUUGGGACUGUGACAAAUAUCGAUGAAGCCGUCGAAUGGUUGAGUUACACGUACUUGUUCGUUCGAAUGAGAAUUAAUCCACAAGUGUACGGGCUGACAUACAGCGAUGUGCAAGAGGAGCCGAUGCUGGAGACGAAGCGUCGCGAGCUGAUCACAGCGGCCGCCAUGCAGCUGGACCGCACACUCAUGUUGAGAUAUAACGAGCGUACUGGAGAUCUUAAUAUUACUGAUCUUGGCCGCACAGCCAGCCACUACUACAUAACGUGCGAGACGAUGGAAGUGUUCAACUCUAUGGUGCGCAAGUCUAUGACACAAGGCUACGUCAUAGAGAUGCUCACACGAUGCUCUGAUUUCCAACAGUUAAAGGUAAGAAAAGAAGAACUAACAGAACUAUGGAAUCUCAAAGAUCAGUACUGCGAGCUGCGCAUCGAAGAUCCGCCUGAAGAUAUACAUUGGAAGAUUAACAUACUGUUACAAACGUAUCUCUCUCGCGGACGCGUCAAUGGAUCAUCGUUGCAGUCAGAUUUGAACUACAUUUGUAAGAACGCAGUCCGCAUAGUGCGAGCUUUAUUUGAGAUAACAUUACGUAAGAACAACGCGUACAUGGCGGGAUUAUAUCUCAAAAUGGCGAAGAUGUUUGAACUACAGCAGUGGGAUUUCUACAAUGAUAUGCGACAGUUCAACUGCUUUCCCAACGAGAUACUGCGGCACAUCGAGUACCCAAUGCUGAAACCUGAUCAGAUUAGAGAUAUGGAGUGGCAGGAACUUGGCGACUUGCUUAGAAACCCAAAAACAGCACGUCAUAUGAAGAAAUGUGCUGAUGAAUUUCCUCUUCUCGAAAUGGAAGCCUCACUACAUCCCAUCACCAGAACUGUGCUCAGAAUAAGAUUAACUAUAACGCCUAAUUUCAGAUGGAACGACAAAUAUCACGGUAAAGCGCCUGAAGCGUUUUGGAUCUGGGUUGAAGAUCCCGACACUGAUAUUAUGUAUUACCACGAAUACUUUCUUAUUACUAAAAAGCAGGUAAUAACAAGGGAACCACAAGAGUUGGUCAUAACAAUUCCUAUAUCGGAGCCAUUACCGCCUCAAUAUUAUAUUCGGGCCACAUCUGAAAGAUGGCUGGGUUCAGAAAGCGUUCUACCGUUAACAUUCCAACAUCUUAUAUUACCUGAAACACAUCCUCCACAUACAGAUUUAUUAGAACUACAACCGUUACCAGUAACGGCAUUGAACAAUCCAUCAUUUGAGAUGUUGUACAACUUUACCCACUUCAAUCCGAUACAGACUCAGAUCUUCCAUUGCCUGUACCACACUGACAACAAUGUACUGCUGGGCGCGCCUACUGGAUCCGGCAAGACAAUCGUCGCUGAAGUUGCCAUGUUCAGAGUAUUCAACCAAUAUCCUGGUUGUAAGGUGGUUUACAUAGCGCCAUUGAAAGCUUUAGUCAAAGAACGAAUAAAAGAUUGGAAAGUGCGCCUAGAGAAGAGACUCGGCAAGAAUGUUGUUGAAUUAACAGGUGACGUAUCACCUGAUAUCCGAGCGAUCAGGAACUCUCAGGUGAUAGUGACUACUCCUGAGAAGUGGGACGGCAUCAGCCGCUCCUGGCAGACCAGGAACUAUGUCCGGGAUGUCGCUUUGAUAGUUAUUGAUGAGAUACAUCUGCUGGGAGAAGACAGAGGUCCUGUCCUUGAAGUUAUUGUCUCGAGAACGAAUUUUAUAGAAUCACACACAUCAAGACGUCUCCGUAUUAUCGGUCUAUCGACUGCGCUCGCGAACGCUAAGGACUUGGCCAAUUGGCUGAACAUCGGCGAAAUGGGACUUUAUAACUUCAGACCUUCAGUCCGUCCUGUUCCAUUGGAGGUGCACAUAUCCGGUCACCCAGGACGGCACUACUGCCCGCGCAUGCUCAGCAUGAACAAGCCCACCUUCCAGGCCAUCCGACAGCACUCGCCCUGCUCGCCCGCGCUCGUCUUCGUCUCCAGUCGGCGACAGACCAGAUUGACAGCACUGGAUCUAAUAGCAUAUUUAGCCGCAGAAGACAACCCGAAGCAAUGGCUGCAUAUGCAGGAGUCAGAGAUGGAACAGAUCCUAUCGAACAUUCGAGAGUCCAACCUGAAGCUGACGCUGGCGUUCGGUAUCGGCAUACACCAUGCGGGACUGCACGAGAAAGAUCGCACCACGGUUGAAGAGUUGUUUGUUAACCAGAAAAUUCAGGUGUUAAUUUGCACGGCGACAUUGGCGUGGGGUGUCAACUUCCCCGCACACUUGGUGGUCAUCAAGGGUACGGAGUAUUUCGACGGUAAGCAGAAGAGAUACGUGGAUAUGCCCAUCACUGAUGUUCUGCAGAUGAUGGGACGAGCUGGUAGACCUCAGUACGACAAUGAAGGUGUGGCCGUGGUGUUAGUUCAUGACCAGAAGAAGAAUUUCUACAAGAAGUUCCUGUACGAGCCUUUCCCCGUAGAGUCCAGUCUGCUCGAGGUGUUGGCUGAUCAUCUUAAUGCUGAAAUCGUUGCUGGUACUGUUCAAACGAAACAAGAUAUUCUGGAUUAUCUGACAUGGACGUACUUCUUCCGUCGGCUACUGAAGAACCCUUCGUAUUACAAACUGGACAGUUUGGAGCCGCAAGACGUCAAUUACUAUCUCUCCAACCUCGUGCAUACUAGACUUGAUGCGUUACUGAAUGCUAAUUGUAUUGAAAUCGAAGAGGAUGAACGCACUAUACACAGCACAUGGAUGGGUCGUAUCGCGUCAUAUUACUAUUUGUCUCACAAGACAAUGGCGCACUUCAGCGCGCAUCUGCACGCCAACAUGAACGCGGACGAUCUGCUGCGCGUGCUCGCUGACUCCGAGGAGUACGCGACACUGCCAGUCAGACAUAAUGAGGAUAUACUUAAUGGGGAGCUAGCCCAACAGUGUCGUCUGCCAGUGGAUACAUUGACUUUGGACUCGUCAAAUGUGAAAGCGUUCCUCUUACUACAGGCGCAUCUGACUCGACUCACGUUACCCAAUACAGACUAUUUGACAGACACUAAAUCUGUGCUAGAUCAAACUAUAAGAAUUAUACAGGCAAUGAUAGAUACAUCUGCGGAGAACGGUUGGCUGUCAGUCUGUCUGUCAUGUCAACUUCUAAUGCAAUGUAUAGUGCAGGCUCGCUGGCUAUCUGACUCUCCACUCACGACCUUACCUCAUGUUGACUCACAGCAUCUCUAUAUCUUCUCUCAUAUGACACGAGAUACUAAUAAGCCAUGUACAAUGCUUAAUGGACUGAAAGUAGCUUGUAUGAGGAAUUAUGAACUUCUAGCUAAGUAUUGUAGGAGAGAAUUUGAAGAGUAUCAAAUUGAACAGAUACAUAGGGCAAUUUGCGACCUUCCGACUUUAGACAUAAAGUUGAAAAUCCGUGGCUUGUGGUUCGACAGUGAUUGCGAACAAGAUAAAAGGAUACAGCAACCGCCUGGAAGAGAUUCCUGGCUUCCUUUACAUGCUGAACAAGAAUACACAAUAUUAAUAGAUAUGGAGCGUCGCGGCGGUAAUCCUAACAACGUGCUGUGCCCGCGGUUCCCACGCGGGAAGAACGAGGGCUGGUUCCUGACACUUGGAGACACGGAGCAAGGGGAACUGCUCGCUCUGAAGCGGGUACCACCGAGAGGCACUGCUCAAGUCACCUUGUAUACUCCACCUAUGACAGGUCGUAUUAUAUACACUUUGUAUAUUUUAAGUGAUAGUUACCUAGGUUUGGACCAACAGUACGAUUUGCAGUUUGAACUCAUGGACCCCUUGCCUCCGGAGACUGUCGACACAGUAUACGACCCCGGCGAGAAGAUUAUUACUGAAUAAUUUAUUAAUUAUAUAAAGUUUUAUUUCUGUUAA
Messenger RNA from Papilio xuthus (Asian swallowtail), 6721 nucleotides. It is a transcript of the gene obe, whose product is annotated as activating signal cointegrator 1 complex subunit obelus. The transcript has 39 exons. Bases 149 to 6688 code for a protein of 2179 amino acids. The record is from RefSeq and is a predicted model, not a curated record. Lineage: Eukaryota; Metazoa; Arthropoda; Insecta; Lepidoptera; Papilionidae. Gene Ontology annotation, molecular function: ATP binding; nucleic acid binding; ATP hydrolysis activity.